AUGGAAAGAAAACCAGAAUGGCUACAAAAACAUAUAUUUGGAAACGAGCAUAUUCCAUAUGGACAGGCACUGUUUGAAGAGCUUGAACCGGAAACUCAGGAAAGAGUCAUGCAAACAAUACGCGAAGACUCAAAUACAGACUAUGACAAACUCUUUCUAGGAUAUAGGUUACCUGAGAUGGGCGACCAGAGCCAAAAGGCAAAAAGGACAUGGGAAAUUUGCAACAUACUAGAUGAACAUAAUGCAAAGAUGCAACAACUUCAAGCAGAGGGCAAUGAAGGAAAAAGAAGAGUUAAAAACUCAGUCAGGAAGAAAGUAAAGCUUGGUCCACGUGGGUUCUAUUAUGACAUAUAA
Trichomonas vaginalis G3 is the source of this 354-nucleotide messenger RNA. RefSeq names its product protein of unknown function, DUF4106 family. Bases 1 to 354 code for a protein of 117 amino acids. The record is from RefSeq and is a predicted model, not a curated record. The transcript has a single exon. Lineage: Eukaryota; Parabasalia; Trichomonadida; Trichomonadidae.